CUCUCUCUCUCCUCACCCCUGCCCACUGUCUCUGCCAUCCCCAUCUGCCGUGCUAUUCCACCGACGACGUCUACAGUCUGACCUCCUGCAGAGCUGGUGCCCAUCAUGCUCUCGUUAACGGAGAAAAUGCUCCCCCAACCCCCGUCCUUUUCCAAGAAGAAACAGUAUGAGAUUCAUGAGGUUCUUGGGACGGGCACAUUUGGAAAGGUCAUGCGUGCGACAUGGCACGUCCCUCCCGAACAAAUCAACGUCGCCUUGCGCGGUGCAGCCGCAACCCUACGCCCCUCCUCGCCCUCCCGCACAUCCUCCACGACCACCGCAUCGACCCGCCCUCCCCUCAGCCCGUCCUCCGCCUCUAGCUCCUCACACUCGCUCUCCUUUCCAAGCCCCAUCCGCGUCGCUCGAUCUAUGUCUGGUGGCACGUUCGGGCCACACGCAAAGGAGCCCCCUCUGAAGCGUGACGUCGCGCUCAAGGUUAUCCCAAAGAAGAAAGUCAAGGGUAACGAAGCGAGCGUCUGGGGAGAGAUGGAGGUCCUCAAGGGGCUUGACCAUCCCAACAUUGUCAAAUUUUAUGAAUGGUUUGAAUCAAGAAGCAAAUAUUACCUCUCCUUCGAGCUAGCUGUUGGCGGGGAGCUGUUCGAGCGCAUCUCACAGCGCGGCAAGUUCACGGAGUCGGAUGCUGUGUCUGUCAUCCGUUCUAUCCUGUCAGGAGUCAGGUACCUCCACGAGCACGACAUCGUGCAUCGGGACCUAAAGCGAGUCAACAUCCUGUAUCGCACGCGCGAUGCACACUCAGACAUCGUGAUCGCUGAUUUUGGAAUCGCCAAACACCUGCACUCGUCAGAAGAGCAGCUGACGUCGCUCGCGGGCAGCUUUGGGUACGUCGCGCCGGAAGUGUUGAACAACAAGGGGCACGGCAAGGCGGUAGACAUGUGGUCGACUGGGAUCAUCACGUACGUUCUGCUCUGCGGGUAUUCGCCGUUCCGCUCGGACGAUGUGAAGCAGCUCGUGCGCGAGACGACGGAGGCGAAGAUUGAGUUCCACGAGCGGUACUGGAAAGCCGUAUCUAGUGAAGCCAAAGAGUUCAUCAAGUCGUUGCUCAACCCCGAGCCGUCGAAACGGCCGACGGCCGAGGAGGCGCUGUUGGACCCUUGGCUCACCACGCACGAGCCCUCGACCGAGCAUGAUCUGUCUGGCCUGCGUAACAACUUCAACCCCCGUGCGCGCUGGAAGAGCGCGAUCCACUCCGCCGUCGCGCUCAGCCGUUUCUCGCGGACGAGCGCGCGGACGAAGUCG
Messenger RNA from Heterobasidion irregulare TC 32-1, 1296 nucleotides. RefSeq lists its product as uncharacterized. The transcript is spliced from 9 exons. Gene Ontology annotation, molecular function: ATP binding; calcium/calmodulin-dependent protein kinase activity. Lineage: Eukaryota; Fungi; Basidiomycota; Agaricomycetes; Russulales; Bondarzewiaceae. Gene Ontology annotation, biological process: cellular response to oxidative stress; protein phosphorylation. The record is from RefSeq and is a predicted model, not a curated record. The annotation marks the transcript as partial.